ACAGUAGGUAUCAUUCUUUCCCGUAUUAGUGCGAACCAAAUGUAACAUCGCAACUGUCUCCGUUUUGUUAAAACAAGUUAUUCAUAUUUACAGUUUCCAGUGGCUCGUAAAAGACAUGUACAUCCUCUAGAAGUAUCAGAACAAAAGAGUCCCGGAGAAGGACUGUUUCAAAAGAUAUUCCGAUCGAAAGAGUUCUCGAGGAUUACACAGAGUGCCGCUGCCGGAGACAUCGGGUCUUACAUAAAACUAAUGGGUCAUCUAAACGUCGGCCAUGAAAAUGGUUAUAUAUACGUUGCUAUUUUUUUUUUUUACCGUUUUCCUAAAUAAUAAUUAGCAUUUCAUGUGGAGUAGCAGAAAAUGGAUUCUGGGAUUCAAAAUCACACCGAACAUUGUGUGCACGACCUCUCUAACCCGACCGCACCGGGUUUGUGUGCGGAAAUGCUCGGGGUGGCGGACGAGGCUUGCCGGGCUGGAGACUUCGAUCUGGCCGCGGAGAUCUAUUCUUCUCAGCUAGCCGAGCUCGAGCACACCGACCGUGGUCUCUGUCUGCGGAAAGCUGAUGCCCUGGCCCGUGGGGGACGCAUAGGCGAUGCGUUGGACUCGUACUGUAUCGCUGCAAACCUUCAGGCACUGAGUCCCAAUGAACUGCAGGUUUUAGUUGAAGUUAUAGCGCAUAAGAUACGUACGAAAGAGCAGUGUGACAGUAAGACAAUAAGCGUGGAUUCUAACUCCGAAAACAGAUGUUUUGAGAGUGACGAGUUAGAGGAAGAGCAGAACUUAGAUUUGUUUUCAUGUCGCCUUUGCAAGUGCUUGUUAACGGAGCCGACGUCUUUGGUGUGUGGACACACUUUCUGUAAGCGCUGUCUGGAAGAUGACUUGAUUAAAGAGUGCAGAAGCUGUCGUUUAAAAACGAACAAAACACCAAGCGAAUUAAAUGUGGACGGACUCAGAGUAAAUGUUAUUGUCAGUGGCUUGAUUGACAAAUGGUUCAAUUCGGAAAGCAAAGCGAGACGAUACUGGUUGGAGGGGGAAUGUCUUUGGAAAAAACAGGACUUAUCCAACGCCAUACCGAAGUUCAACAAGGCGAUGGAACUAGAGCCCUCUAUAUGUUGGCUUCUGGCUCGGCGGGCAGAGCUGCUUUUGGAAAUGAAGAAUUUCAGCCAAGCAAUCAAGGAUGCAGACACCAUGUGCCAACUCCGUCCCUUGUGGCCAAAGGCUCACUACAUUAAGGCCACAGCGUUCAGGGGCGCCGGCCGCAGUGAAGAGGCUUUACAGGAGUAUUUCUUCUGUGUGGCUUUGAAAUCUGACUGGAUCGCUGUAAAACUGGAGGCUCAGAAGAUCCUGAGUCAUAUGUUCUCUUCAGUCUUUGUGAAUGAGGGUCUGGCUAUGUUCCUACAACCCCUUCCAGCUGGCCCAUCCCCUCGUAUCAAACCCUCAUCCCUCCACAGUUCGCUUCACUCCUCUCUUCAUAGAGAUGGAGCCAAAGCAGGCUGCUCCAAGGAACAAACACUCAGUUGCAGUAAUUUCAAAGAUGGGAAAUCUUAUAUUUUACAAAGAUCUGAAAAUGUAAACUCUGUUGGCCUCUCUUCACUUUUUGUUCCACCCGUCCUAAAAAGGAAAUGGACAGAAGAUGCUAAGGACUUUGAGCCACCCAGCAAACAGCUCAAAGAAGACAAGGUGAAUUCAUCCAAAACUCUCCCUACUUUUUCUCGGGAAAGGCAAGUUCCAUCGCAGCUUUUGGACAGUGCAGACUUUGAAUGUUCUCUCUGCAUGAGACUGUUUUAUGAGCCUGUCACCACACCCUGUGGACAUACUUUCUGCCUCAAGUGUUUGGAGCGCUGCUUGGACCACAACCCUAACUGUCCCCUGUGUAAGGAAAACCUCUCUGAGUAUCUGGCCACUAGAGCGGACAACAUAACUCUUCUAAUGGAAGAAGUAUUGCAGCGCUACUUUUGUGACGAGUUAGCAGAAAGGCGAAAAGUACAUGAAGAAGAGAUGAAAGAACUGUCAAACUUGAACCAGGAAGUGCCCAUCUUUGUUUGCACCAUGGCAUUUCCUACCAUUCCCUGCCCACUGCAUGUUUUUGAGCCUCGAUACAGGCUAAUGAUACGCAGAUCUAUGGAAACGGGAACCAAACAGUUUGGCAUGUGCAUUGCUGAUGAACUAAAAGGGUUUGCAGACCACGGCUGUAUGCUGGAGGUGAGAGAUGUCAAGUUUUUUCCUGAUGGACGCUCUGUGGUGGACACGAUAGGCAUUGCACGUUUUAAAGUGCUCAGUCAUGGGCAGAGAGAUGGAUACCACACAGCCAAGAUUGAAUAUUUGGAGGAUAAGAAGGUUGAAGGAGAGGAGUUGACAGAGCUCCUGAAAUUGCAUGACUCUGUCUAUGAUCAGGCCAUGGCCUGGUUCACUUCACUUAAAGAUGAUAUGAAGAGUCAAAUCAUCAGCCACUUUGGGCAGCUGCCUGCCAAAGACUCUGACCCACAGGGGAACCCCAGUGGUCCUGCAUGGUGUUGGUGGCUGUUGGCUGUGCUGCCGCUGGAAAACAAAGCCCAGCUGACCAUCCUCGCCAUGACCACUCUUAAGGACCGGCUGAUUGCCAUUCGCAGGGUCCUUAUUUUUGUGACUCGCAAGCAUCCUCGAAGAUAAAUUAUGAUAUCAUUAUCUAAAUUAACCCAUAGCUUGGGAAUGCUGCUUCAGGCUGGGGUUACUUAGGUGUCUUCCAGCAGCCAUUUUGGUCUGUCAUUGCAUUAUGCAACCCUCACCAAUUAGUGAAAUUGUGCAAUAAAAAAAGUCUGCAUCUUAA
This is a messenger RNA of Rhinichthys klamathensis goyatoka, 2803 nucleotides long. RefSeq names its product LON peptidase N-terminal domain and ring finger 2 (gene lonrf2). Gene Ontology annotation, molecular function: protein binding. Lineage: Eukaryota; Metazoa; Chordata; Actinopteri; Cypriniformes; Leuciscidae. The transcript has 12 exons. Bases 358 to 2646 code for a protein of 762 amino acids. The record is from RefSeq and is a predicted model, not a curated record.